UUCUUAACAGCAACAAAAAAAUAACGAAACAGCACACCUUAAACAAACAAAAUAAAAAUCCAAAACAGGCCGUCCAUCACUCAUUCAGAGUAAACAUGUUCUGUUGUUGCCUUCUCUGCAACAAACUCCCAAACAUGUCCCAGCUGUUGCCUUUACUGCAACAUUCUUCUGAGUGAUCCCUUCCAGGGCCAAACCCCGUCCCUUUUGAGCUCAUAGCCCCUCCCACAGGCUUACCGUCAACAGGUGACAACAAUUAAACUUCAAACCACAUUUCAACAUAAAAAUCCGACCCAAACAUAAAACAGGUUAACCACCUCUUAACAUAAUCAUUUAACAAAUUAACAAACACACAAUAAAUAAUAAAUUGCAUGGUUCCUUUUUAGGAAGAGAGCAGGAAAUGUUUGGUGUGUGUGUAGUGUGUGUGUGUGACUGUGUGUGUGUCGGCUGUCAGUGGCGGAGUCGGUCACUCAUGUGAUCCGCUCCAUCACAAUGGUUAUGUUUUUGAUAUGAAAGUUAUUCAAGUAAACCCGCAGGAAGCGACAUGUGCUCAUCUUGACUGAGAAAAGAAGACGCAACUACUUUGAGGAAGGAAGUACAUUCAACAUUUCUCUUUAAGAGGCAGCCGGUCUAGAGACUUACACGAAUACAAGAGACACGAUGGACGAGUUCAAACGGAUUCAAAUGUCUUCACUUCUCAUUCUGCUGCUUCAGUUUACAGGGGCUGCAAUUGGACAGCGUCUCCUCUACCCCUCUGUCAGAGCUGGAGAUGAAGCCACUUUGCCGUGUAACAGUGUGAUUAAUGAUCAGGGUCAAUGUGAUGGUACUACCUGGCUCUUCACUGAUUCAGUAGAGCUGGUUAAAGGUGGGCAGAUUGUUGACAAAGCUGAAUCAGACAGACUGAGAGUUACAGAGAAUUGUUCUCUGGUUAUGAAGAAGGUCACAGAGGAGGAUGCUGGUUAUUACACCUGCAGACAGUUCAACAGAUCAGAUCAACAAGAAGGUCUAGACUCUGAGGUUCUUCUGUCUGUUGUUUCCAUGACUGGACAUCAGGACAAUGAUGAGGUGACGUUAAGCUGCUCUGUAUCGACAUAUAGAGGAGGAUGUAUACACCCAGUGAAGUGGCUGCUUCAGGGUCAAGAUGUGGACAAAGAUCACAGAGAGAUAAACACAUCACAGUCUUACUGCUCUGCCUCUGUGACAUUUCUGACUUCUCUCUUUAGUAACACCACAAGGUCUGAGUUGUUUACUUGUGCAGUAACUAAUGGUUACAACGGAGAAGUGCAUCUGUUUCCCUUCAGCCCUCAGUCCUCAGGUGAGGACACAACAACAACAACAACAGAGAGCGACUCCAGAUCAGGUCUCUUGAGGCACAUCCUCGUGCCUGUGGGUUUAGCCGCUCUCAUAAUGAUUGUCGUGGCGGUCAACAUCUGGACGAGAGCUAAAGAGAAGCAAACACAGAUGGAUGAAAUCAAUGUGCGUUAUGAUGUAGAUGAUGGUACAGUGAACUAUGAAAACAUCAGACCUCCUGAUGGAGUUUGAGCAACACUUCUGCCUCCAUCAGACUCCACUGAUCAACAACGUCUACAUCUAUCAUCAGGAGUGGAAGAUUAUACACUCAUUCUGAAUGACAUAUUAUUUCAUUUUAGUCUUGAUCUAAUAAACCACUGGAUGUCACUGUAAA
This is a messenger RNA of Gymnodraco acuticeps, 1681 nucleotides long. RefSeq lists its product as uncharacterized. The transcript has 7 exons. Bases 658 to 1539 code for a protein of 293 amino acids. The record is from RefSeq and is a predicted model, not a curated record. Gene Ontology annotation, cellular component: external side of plasma membrane; membrane raft. Gene Ontology annotation, biological process: T cell activation; positive regulation of ERK1 and ERK2 cascade; interleukin-15-mediated signaling pathway. Gene Ontology annotation, molecular function: MHC class II protein binding; protein tyrosine kinase binding. NCBI's taxonomy places the organism in Eukaryota, Metazoa, Chordata, Actinopteri, Perciformes, Bathydraconidae.